CUAAAGCAAAGUGAAGCAAAUGCAGAUACUAAGGAGAAGCUUCCAUUGCGUCUACGCAUCUUUGAAAAAUUUCCAAACAGGCCACAAAUGGUGAAAAUCUCCAAGCUACCUUCAGAUUUCACAGUUCCGAAAAUAAGGGAAAGUUUUAUGAAGCAGUUUAUUGAUCGCCAGCAACAAGAUACCAGCUGUUUGCUGCGAAGACUUCCCUCAGCAUCUUCUUCCUCGUGUGACCACUCUAAAAGAUCAGCAAUUGAAGAAAACAAAUAUAUUGAUCAAAAGCUCCGUAAAUCUGUUUUCAGCAUCAGAGCAAGAAAUCUUUUGGAAAAAGAGACAGCAAUCAAUAAAAUUCUAAGGGCCUGCACUAGACAACGCAUGCUGAGCGGAUCCUUUGAGGGGCAGCCUGCAAAGGAAAGGUCAAUACUUAGCGUCCAGCAUCAUAUACGACAAGAACGCAGGUCACUGAGACAUGGUUCCAACAGCCAGCGAAUCAGCAGAGGAAAAUCUCUUGAAACGUUGACUCAAGAUCACUCCAACACAGUGAGAUACAGGAAUGCACAGAGAGAAGACAGUGAGAUAAAGAUGAUCCAAGAAAAAAAAGAACAAGCUGAAAUGAAAAGGAAAGUCCAAGAGGAAGAGCUGCGAGAGAAUCAUCCAUAUUUUGAUAAACCACUUUUCAUAGUUGGUCGUGAGCACAGAUUCAGGAACUUCUGCCGAGUGGUGGUUCGAGCUCGCUUUAAUGCUUCUAAAACAGAUCCUGUUACUGGAGCUGUGAAAAAUACCAAAUACCAUCAGCUUUAUGACUUGCUGGGUUUGGUUACUUACCUGGACUGGGUCAUGAUCAUCGUUACUAUAUGCUCCUGCAUUUCCAUGAUGUUUGAAUCCCCCUUUAGGAGAGUCAUGCAUGCUCCAACACUCCAGAUUGCUGAAUAUGUUUUUGUAAUAUUCAUGAGCAUUGAGCUUAAUCUGAAGAUUAUGGCAGAUGGCUUGUUUUUUACGCCAACAGCUGUUAUUAGGGACUUUGGAGGAGUUAUGGACAUAUUUAUAUAUCUUGUAAGCUUGAUAUUCCUGUGCUGGAUGCCUCAGAACGUCCCCGCCAAAUCAGGAGCUCAGCUUUUAAUGGUACUCCGCUGCCUCCGACCUCUUCGAAUUUUCAAACUGGUCCCUCAAAUGAGGAAAGUGGUGCGAGAGCUGUUUAGUGGCUUUAAGGAAAUCUUUUUGGUUUCUAUUCUUCUGCUGACAUUAAUGCUUGUUUUUGCAAGCUUUGGAGUGCAGCUGUUUGCUGGAAAACUGGCUAAAUGCAAUGAUCCACACAUCGUCUCUAGGGAAGAUUGUCAUGGCAUCUUCAGAAUAAAUGUAAGUGUUUCCAAAAAUCUCAAUUUAAAAUUAAGACCUGGAGAGAAAAAGCCUGGAUUUUGGGUGCCACGAGUCUGGGCAAAUCCUCGGAAUUUUAAUUUUGACAAUGUGGGGAACGCAAUGCUGGCACUAUUCGAAGUUCUUUCAUUAAAAGGCUGGGUGGAAGUCAGAGAUGUUAUUAUUCAUCGUGUUGGGCCGAUCCAUGGAAUCUACAUUCAUGUUUUUGUAUUCCUUGGCUGCAUGAUUGGACUGACCCUUUUCGUUGGAGUUGUCAUCGCUAAUUUCAAUGAAAACAAGGGAACAGCUUUACUGACUGUAGAUCAGAGACGAUGGGAAGAUCUGAAAAGCAGACUGAAGAUAGCACAACCUCUUCAUCUCCCACCUCGUCCGGAUAACGAUGGCUUUAGAGCUAAGAUGUAUGAUAUAACUCAGCAUCCAUUUUUUAAGAGAACUAUUGCUGUACUUGUUCUGGCCCAGUCUGUGUUGUUAUCAGUUAAGUGGGAUGCUGCAGAUCCAGUGACUGUGCCUUUAGCAACAAUGUCUGUUGUUUUCACCUUCAUUUUUGUCCUUGAGGUCACAAUGAAGAUUAUUGCCAUGUCACCUUCUGGCUUCUGGCAAAGCAGAAGAAAUCGUUAUGAUCUCUUGGUGACUUCUCUUGGAGUUAUAUGGGUGAUACUUCAUUUUGCCUUACUGAAUGCGUACACAUACAUGAUGGGGGCGUGCGUAAUUGUCUUCAGGUUUUUCUCAAUUUGUGGGAAGCACGUGACACUAAAAAUGCUACUCCUUACUGUGGUUGUCAGCAUGUACAAGAGUUUCUUCAUCAUAGUGGGCAUGUUCUUACUGCUUCUUUGUUAUGCUUUUGCUGGAGUGGUUUUAUUUGGCACAGUGAAAUAUGGAGAGAACAUUAACAGACAUGCAAAUUUUUCAUCAGCUGGCAAGGCCAUUACUGUACUCUUCAGAAUAGUUACUGGAGAAGACUGGAACAAAAUUAUGCAUGACUGCAUGGUUCAGCCUCCGUUUUGUACACCAGAUAACAGCACCUACUGGAAAACAGACUGUGGAAAUUAUGCUGGUGCUCUUAUGUAUUUCUGUUCAUUUUAUGUCAUCAUUGCAUACAUCAUGCUAAAUUUGCUUGUUGCUAUCAUUGUGGAGAACUUCUCAUUAUUUUAUUCAACCGAAGAAGACCAACUUUUAAGUUAUAAUGAUCUUAGGCAUUUUCAAAUUAUAUGGAACAUGGUUGAUGACAAAAGAGAGGGAGUAAUCCCUACCUUCCGAGUGAAAUUUCUGCUGAGGCUUCUGCGGGGCAGGCUGGAGGUGGAUCUUGACAAGGACAAGCUGCUGUUCAAGCACAUGUGCUAUGAAAUGGAACGGCUCCAUAAUGGUGGUGAUGUCACUUUCCACGAUGUGCUCAGCAUGCUUUCAUAUAGGUCUGUUGAUAUCAGAAAAAGUCUUCAACUGGAAGAGCUGCUUGCUAGGGAACAACUGGAAUAUACCAUAGAAGAGGAGGUGGCCAAACAGACCAUACGCAUGUGGCUGAAGAAGUGCUUAAAGAGAAUCAGAGCAAAACAACAGCAGUCAUGCAGCAUUAUCCAUAGCCUACGAGAGAGUCAACAGCAGGAGUUGAGCCGAUUUCUGAAUCCUCCCAGCAUUGAGACAACACAGCCAAGUGAAGAUAUGAAUGCUAUUAAUCAGGAGAACAGUGCACAGCCAGAGACAAGUAGCCAGCAGCAGCUCCUUAGCCCAACACUUUCUGACAGAGGUGGCUAUCGACAGGACUCUGCAGAUGCUGGGAAACCUCAGCGGAAAUUUGGGCAAUGGCGUUUGCCAUCAGCCCCCAAACCAAUAAGCCAUUCAGUGUCUUCAGUCAACCUCCGCUUUGGUGGACGUUCAACUAUGAAAUCUGUUGUAUGCAAAAUGAAUCCCAUGUCUGAUGCUGCUUCUUGUGGAUCAGAAGUCAAGAAAUGGUGGACAAGACAAUUAACUGUGGAGAGUGAUGAGAGUGGAGAGGACCUUCUUGAUAUCUGA
Molecule: messenger RNA, 3378 nt
Organism: Charadrius vociferus (killdeer)
Lineage: Eukaryota; Metazoa; Chordata; Aves; Charadriiformes; Charadriidae
Product: sodium leak channel non-selective protein
Exons: 29
Biological process (GO): transmembrane transport; monoatomic ion transport
Cellular component (GO): membrane
Molecular function (GO): monoatomic cation channel activity
Source: RefSeq, a predicted model, not a curated record